Messenger RNA from Nelumbo nucifera (sacred lotus), 1126 nucleotides. RefSeq names its product CEN-like protein 1. The record is from RefSeq and is a predicted model, not a curated record. Lineage: Eukaryota; Viridiplantae; Streptophyta; Magnoliopsida; Proteales; Nelumbonaceae.
GGAGAAUUUUGGUAUGUACAUAAGCUUCACAACCAAGCUUCACGUCUCUUUCUGCUUAUAAAAGGCCUCGUGUUUCUUACAUCCAAUUCACCAAGCACACACACGCACACUGAUCAUACACAAACAGCCCAUCGAUCAGAGGCAUCAACCCCGCCCUCCCUCCUCCCUCUUCCCUCUCUAGCUAUAUAUCAUAUUAACCGUUACGCCAUCAUGGAAAGGAAUUUAGAACCCUUGACUGUGGGGAGAGUAGUGGGUGAAGUUGUGGAUGCCUUCACUCCCAGCGUGAAGAUGAACGUCACUUACAACUUCAACAAGCAAGUCUACAAUGGCCAUGAGUUCAUGCCUUCAGUAAUCACCUCCAGACCUCGCGUCGAGAUCGGUGGAGAGGACUUGAGGGCUGCAUUUACACUUAUCAUGACAGACCCAGAUGCUCCAAGCCCAAGUGAUCCAUAUUUGAGAGAACACCUUCACUGGAUUGUUACGGACAUUCCUGGCACCACUGAUGCAUCCUUUGGCAGAGAAAUAGUGGGAUAUGAGACUCCGAAGCCUGUAAUUGGUAUCCAUAGGUUUGUAUUCAUUUUAUUCAAGCAGAAGGGAAGGAAAACAGUGAAGCCACCGGCAUCAAGAGACCAGUUCAGCACAAGAAAGUUCUCGGAAGAGAAUGGUUUAGGACUCCCAGUAGCUGCAGUUUACUUCAACGCACAGAGAGAAACUGCUGCUAGACGAAGAUAAGGAAGACAGACAAAGCGAGUUCGUGCAGGGGGAGACUUUUGACGGCCUCUUUCAAAUUUCAAUCCAUCAAACUGAUUCUCCUUCACGGGGAGUGUCAGCACUUAUUUUAGUUUCUCUUCUGUGUCUAGGGUUUGGCAACGUAGGAUGGGUAGUAAACAGUAUGGUGUGUUUGUCGUGGGUCCCACUUUUCAUAGGUCUCUUCUUUUUAUUAGCCACGUGGCAAGCUAAGGAUCCACGGUAAGUCUGUGUACUAGUCUACUAGAGUAUACUACUAGUCUAUCGUGGAGUGUUUACUAUAUAUGGUGUCCUACUCCUAUAUAUGUACUUGCGGUCAGUUGGUCUUGUUCCCGUUUGGAUUUCUAUUGGAAUAAAUUGUUAAUGCCUGAUUUGCCUU